This is a messenger RNA of Aedes aegypti (yellow fever mosquito), 1177 nucleotides long. Its product is annotated as retinol-binding protein pinta. Gene Ontology annotation, cellular component: membrane. Gene Ontology annotation, molecular function: phosphatidylinositol bisphosphate binding. The transcript is spliced from 3 exons. The record is from RefSeq and is a predicted model, not a curated record. NCBI's taxonomy places the organism in Eukaryota, Metazoa, Arthropoda, Insecta, Diptera, Culicidae. The coding region runs from base 145 to 1077 and encodes 310 amino acids.
CGCAUAAAAUGCUAUCGGGUAUUGAUUAAGAUAGUGAACAGCCAGAUCAACUCAGUACAAAUUCAAUCGUUGUUUUGAGCUGAGCUAACACACAUCAGCGCCGGCCAACCUUGUUGCGCAAAUUACUUAUCCUCACCUAUCGCCAUGCUUGAUAUUCGUCCACUGUCUCCUGAGCUUGCUCAAAAGGCUAGAGAAGAGCUGAAUGAAGUUCCGGAACGUUUAGAGGAGGAUAUAGCGGCGCUUCGCACAUGGUUGGCCAAGUGUCCCCAUAUCAAGGCCCGCACUGAUGAUCAAUUUCUGCUCAUGUUUUUGCGAGGUGCCAAACACAGUCUCGAGAAGGCCAAGCAGAAGCUCGACUUGUAUUACACUAUUCGAAGCGCGUUGCCUGAAUUGAUCAGGAAUCGCGACCCUUACGAUGAGAAAAUGGCUGCCCUAAUGAGAAUGGGCUCAGCUGUUCCCCUACCGUACACGGAAACUCCGUCGAGCCCAAGAAUUUUCCUUAUUCGACCAGGUGCUUAUGAUCCCGCCAAAUAUUCGAUUCAAGAUGUGUUCAAAUUUAAUGCAAUGAUGGGUGAUAUUAUGAUGAAAGAAGAUGAUAACCUAGGCGUUGCUGGUCAGAUGGGAAUUCUGGACUUAUCGAACACCACAAUGGCCCACUUCCUACAGUUUAAUCCUACUUUUGUGAAGAAGGCUACUAUGUGGUCACAAGAGGGGUCGCCAUUGCGUCUGAAAGGAUUCCAUUAUAUCAAUACUCCUACUGGAUUUGAAACCGUAUAUAAUUUGUUCAAAUCCUUCUUGAACGAGAAGAAUCGAUCACGGCUCAUAGUGCAUGGAAGCAAUAUGGAAUCGUUGUACAACUACAUCCCAAAGCGAUUGCUUCCAACCGAGUAUGGCGGUGAAGCUGGUCCACUGCAAGAUAUUAUCGACAAGUGGGUUGAAAAGAUAGAAAGUUACAGGGAUUUCUUCAAGGAGGAAGAUCAAUAUGGAACUGACGAAAAGAAGCGCCCGGGCCGGCCCAAAAAUGCAGAGUCACUUUUCGGCAUUGAAGGAUCCUUCCGUAAAUUGGAAGUCGAUUAAUUCAUUAUUGAUUCAUCAGACGGGUAUAAAAUGGUUUUAGAAAUUGAUUACUUUUGUUGAUCCGAUGAUGCUCCUAAACAAACUGUACAACAUAUCUUCA